UUUUUUUAUUAUUUUUUAUUUCCUAAAAAAGAAUUUUCUUUAUCUCCUCCCAUAAUAUUAUAGAAAUUUCCAAAGUGAAAAUUAACCUUUUUUAAUCUCACCAAAAAAAGAUCCAUCAAUCGAAAUACUUUCUUUACUAAAAAGAUGAGUUUGUUUAUUUUGGACGACAUGAUCGUUGACGAAUCAGAAUCCCAUGAAAAUAAACGUGUAAAGAUUACUACGGCCUGUGAUACGUGUCGUAGAAGAAAGGUUAAAUGUGAUGGAGCUUCUCCAUGUGCAAAUUGUACACGCGGAGCUUACCAAUGCACGUUUAGUGAUGCGUCAACCAAAAGACCACGAGGUCCUCCGAAGGGGUUUGUUGCUCUGAUUGAAGAUAGAUUACAUACCAUAGAAUCCCUCUUGGUAAAUCUUGUUAAUAAGGAUAAUAUUAACGAAAAUAAUAAGGAGAUAAAAAAAGAGAGAGAUAAUGCUAUUGAAGAGUCAAGCCAAAGACAAAGGUUUUCAACCUUUAAAAUACGUCAAUAUUCCCCGAUGAAUGUUAUCGCACCUGCCACACAAUCAUCACCUCAUUUAUUUAUUCCUACGACACCACCAGCUGACGCAAAUUAUUCUUCCGAUCAAUCCCCAAGUUUAAUACCAGGAUUUAGUGAUGAUCUUGGUAGUGAUGAUGAGGAUAUACUCCUUAAUAAUUUGGUCUCACCAAAUUCUUCGAAUAGUUUGCAAAGUAGUACUUUAUCAUUUCUUUUACCAAAUAAUCAACAACAAGGUGGUUCUUACGUUGAUCCUCCUAUAUCAUCCUCAAUUCCAACAUUAUCAAAUCCUCCUCCCGAAAUUUCAAGACAAUUGUUGGAAAAAUAUUUUAAUCAUUUUCAUCCUUAUUUCCCUAUAAUUAAUCGUGGACAAUUAUUUAAAAUGAUGUCUAGCCCUAAUGUGUCAGAUCAACCUUCUCCAUUAUUGCUUAAUGCUAUUUAUGCUAUUGGUGCGAUGUAUCCUCCAAUUCCUCAAGAUUCUAAUAAUUCUUUAGUGUUUUAUGAUCGUGCCAGAAGUUUACUGGAUCAUUUUAUUGAUGUACCAAGAUUAUCAACUGUUCAAGCAUUGAUUUUAUUAUGUAUGGUUGAUCAAGGUAAACCAUCUUCUUACAGACCACAAACCUAUUCAUCAAUGGCCAUCAGGAUGGCACAAAGUAUGGGAUUAAAUCGUAGGAACGGUCCUGUUUAUCGAGGAAAAGGUCGUCAAACAAAGAAAUUAAUUUGGUGGGGAUGUUUUAUUACUGAUAGGCUCAAUAGUCUUGCUAAUGGAGAUCCAUUAACAAUAAAUGACAAGAUGUGUGAUAUCGAAUUUCCUUCACUGGAUGAAGUAGAUGAUCAAGAUGAUGAUAAUCAAUCACAACAAAAUUCUCAACAACAAAAUUCUCCUUCUCCAAAUUAUAGUUCAACGUACGCACAACAAAUUAAUAUUUUCAUUAAUUUUAUAAAAUUAGCAAGAAUUAUCGGUCAAAUUAUUGAACAUUUACAAUCUACUUCAUGUAUUGGUAUGCCAGCAUCUUGGAAUCAUCAUUCCAUGGUUAAUAAUUUUGAAAAUUCAUUGUCUAAUUGGCUUAGAGAAUUACCACCAUUUUUACAGUAUACUCCUUCACCACAACAUAUGCCACUUCCUGGACAAAUUGCUUCUUUGCAUAUGCAUCAUCAAACUUUAUAUUUGAUGCUUCAUUAUCCUUAUAUUGCAUCACAAAAUAAUUCUCGUUCACCCAAUAUUCGUACAUCAAAAACUUAUUUCAAAUCACUUAAUUAUUGUAGUAGUGCUGCUAAUGUAAUAACUCAUAUUGGUGUUGAAGCUCUUAACAAUGUUCAUGUAUGCAUAACAUUCCCGAUAAUGUUUUAUAGUUUGGGAAAAGCUGUCAAAGUUCAUGUUAUUAAUCUUACCUCACCACAACGUGGUUUGGCAAUAAACGCAUUCAAAAAUAUUAUAAAGACUAUAAAAAUUUGUCGAUUUUAUGAACAAAAUAAUAUUAUGGCAGAAUUAGCGAAUCAAAUGAUCACAGCUUUAGAAAAUGUUUUAAUGUCAAAUCAAGAUAGAUUUUCUAAUGAAGAGACUAUUGAAAUUCCGUCAGCAACUGCAACAUCACAUAUUAAAAUAUCACCAACAAUGUCGAAUCAAAUAUAUUCAGAAUCCAUUUCAUCAUCAUCUUCAAAACAAAUGCAAUCGAUGGACCCAAAAAGAGAAUCUAGUUCUUCUUCAGCUAAUAUUCAUCCACAUCCGUCAAGUUUCGCUUAUAUUCAAAAUCAAAGUGGAAUGCAACAAUAUAUGCCAGUGAAUCCAAUUUUUGAUCAAUUCGCAAUGCAAAUGCAAUCACCCACGAUCAUGAUGGGAAAUGAAAUUUCACCCAAUGAACCACAGUUUUGGGAUAUCGGAGUGGAUAACUUGGUCGGAGGAGUCGGUGGAGUUGGUGGAUUUAAUAAUCCUUAUAAUAAUAUGAACAAUAUAACACCAAACAUUCCUCUUCCUACAACAGCCUCAUCUACAUCUACCCCAGCUUUAUCAUCUACGACAGUAGUUACAUCCGCCGCUGAUUAUUAUUCUCAACAUCAACACCAACACCAACCACCACCACCACAGCGACAAUCUACUCUUCCAGUUUCUUCACCAAUGUCAAUGUUUCCUCCAACCACGUCAACAAAGACUCAUUCAAGAUCAAAUCAAAUGUCCCUUGAUUCCAUUGAACAAGAUAGUGAUACGGGUCCAAAUAUGAUGAGUGAUACUCUAAGGAAUAAUGGAUUACAAAAUAUUCAUCCUUCACAAAGAUCCCUCGACGAAUGAGGAAGAAAGAAAAUGAAAACGAAAACGGUCAGAUCAUCGCUACUGGUAGCGACAAUCAACAAUAUUUGUCCAAUAAAGAUGCCUUAAUUGUCUUAUCUCGACGUUCAAGUGGCCAUUGUGGUGUCAUACCAAAGUUCGGUGGUGGUAAUGAAAACAGUACUCCUUCUUCUAUUGGGUUUGGAUUUGAAGAAAAUCACUUUAAUCAUAUUGAUGGUAAUGUUAUAAAUAAUGAAAUGAAGGAAGUUAAUGUUGGACUUGACAUGCAACAUUACUGAAAGUUUUUUUUGAUAAGACUUUUCGGUAUUAACAAACCAUCCAAUUAUUAGAUGUUUUUAAUUAUCAUCAAUUAUUUUUUUUUUAUUAUUAUUAUUUUGACAAUACACAUAUAUAUA
Rhizophagus irregularis DAOM 181602=DAOM 197198 is the source of this 3209-nucleotide messenger RNA. Lineage: Eukaryota; Fungi; Glomeromycota; Glomeromycetes; Glomerales; Glomeraceae. The record is from RefSeq and is a predicted model, not a curated record.